This is a messenger RNA of Penicillium expansum, 1416 nucleotides long. Its product is annotated as Cytochrome P450. Bases 1 to 1416 code for a protein of 471 amino acids. The record is from RefSeq and is a predicted model, not a curated record. The transcript has 2 exons. Lineage: Eukaryota; Fungi; Ascomycota; Eurotiomycetes; Eurotiales; Aspergillaceae. Gene Ontology annotation, molecular function: heme binding; oxidoreductase activity, acting on paired donors, with incorporation or reduction of molecular oxygen; monooxygenase activity.
AUGCUUCUCUCUCUCGUGCCCUACUUCCUGGCUCUGACUGUCCUGGCUCUGCUUUUGUUCCGAGUGAUUCAUCACUUCUGGGACCCCAAAGGCCUCCGACAGCAUCCCACACCCUCGAUAGCCGGUUUCAGCUCCCUAUGGCGAAUUUAUCAUAAUCUACGAUGGAAUCACUAUGCGGCGGUUCACGAAGCUCAUCAACAACUGGGAACCCACGUACGCAUCGCCCCUAAUCACAUCUCUAUUCUCGACCCGAUGGCCCCCCAUCAAAUCUACGGUCACGGUGCCAAUAUGCUCAAGGAUAUCUGGUACGAUGCAGGUGCGGGACCGCACCGGAAUCUUGCCGAUGCGCGCGACAAGGCCGAGCAUCAGGCAAAACGAAAGAUGUUCGCGCACACGUUUGCGGCGAAGACAGUGGUCGGCUUCGAGCCCCAGCUGCGAGAGAACAUCUCGGCGUUGUUGGAAGUUUUGGACCGCCAUGAGGCAGCGGGCACAAAGGCCAACAUGCGGCGACUUCUUAAUUAUUUCCUGAUCGACCUAUUCGGUCAGCUUCUCUACGGACACAAGCUUGGGUGUCUGGAACGUAACGACGACCUUCUUGAGGCUGAGUCGAAAGAUGGUCGGAUAUACCGCGUCCCAUUUAUUCAGAGUUUGCUUGAUUCCACGGUGAUCAAUAAUGUGCUUGCAAUCACUGCACACUAUGCGCACAUCUCGCGCCUUUUUGUGAAAAACCACCCGUACAAGAAGGCCGGCACUGAUUGGGACAAUAUUGUGUACUACAACACAAAAAGGCGGUUGGCAAAUACAGCGCCUUCAGAUGACCUAUGUCAACGCUUGCUACAGGAUAGUAAGGGUCAGGACCUCAACUUGUCUUUCGGCGAAAUCAUGGCUGAGUGCUCGGUCAUGAUGAAUGCCGGAACUGAAACCAGCACUGCCGCCAUGACAAGCACGAUUUUUCUUUUGUACACGCACCCCCGAGUGCUUCAAAAACUCCGUGACGAGAUCAAUGCCGACUCUGAGAACGAGAUCCCCACCUACGAAGUAGUGUCCAAAAUGCCGUAUCUACGAGCUUGUAUCGAAGAAGCCCUCCGAUUGCGUCCACCGAUAUCUGUGCCCACUUACUCGAUACUUCGAGAUGAGCUGGUGUUCAAGAAUGCUUCUGAGUACAACCCUGACCGCUGGUUGACAGAGGACCCGGAGGAGAAAAAAAUGAUGAUGAACAACCAUAUUCCAUUCAGCACGGGUCCCCGAGCCUGCAUUGGCCGCAACAUCUCCUACUUUGAGCAAGCUGUGGUGAUUGCUACCAUUGUCAAAUUAUAUGAUGGUGAUAUCGAUGAGGGUUUCCAGCUGGAAACACAAGAACGGUUCAACUCGAACCCAGGGGAUUUGCCCAUGGCAAUGAGACGUCGGCGCGUCUGA